UACACCACUGGACACUGAGCUGCCGCGGUCUACUCUCUGUCUAAAUCUUCUUUAUCUCAUAAACUACUGCCACUAGUAGUUUGUUCUCCUUAAUCCUGUUCUUCGGGGGGACUUGAGAUCAGUCAGUCUGGAUCUGAAAAGUCAGUUUUUGUCACUGCUCUGCCUCUGAAAGCCACAGUGGAUACUGUGGACAUACUGGACACUGAGCUACAGUAGACCACCUCUCUUUUCUGCUCUGCCGGUCAGUUUGCCACGCAGUAUCGAACUUGUAGUUCAACUCCUAGUAGUUUGUUCUCUUUCACCCUGUACUUUUGGGGGAGGUCGGCUAAGACUUGAGACAGAAAGCUAACUGUUUGUUGACCACCCCACUCGGAAGGUCUCCCUCUCUGUUGUCAUCUUUGUCGUCUCCUUCAGUGGGUUCCUCCAGCUUGUUUGAGUGCUUCUUUUCCGUCCGAGUCGAGUCUAAGCUGCCCUACAGGGCUGCCAUCAUUGGGCCACCACCAUGCAGGUGUCGUUAGUGUGCUCGGACAACCACCGUGGCGGUGGCGUGACACGCACCACGGAGGAACGUCUGAACCAGCGGAACUCCAACAGCCCCAGUCUGGGCACCAAGAGCAAGUUCCGCGCUGUGGCCAUGGUGGCCCGCAGCCUGGGACAGCUGUCCGUCAACAUCCCUUCGUCCAGCGACCAGAGCAUACGCACUGGCAUGAAGUAUAGAAACCUGGGCAAGUCUGGAUUGAGGGUGUCCUGCAUGGGAUUAGGCACGUGGGUUACCUUCGGAGGACAGAUCACAGAUGAGAUGGCAGAGGAGAUAAUGACAUUGGCCUAUGAGAACGGGAUCAAUCUGUUUGACACAGCAGAGGUCUACGCUGCAGGGAAGGCAGAGGUCGUAUUGGGGAACAUCAUCAAGAAGAAAGGUUGGAGGCGCUCCACUUUGGUCAUCACCACCAAGAUCUUCUGGGGAGGAAAAGCAGAAACAGAAAGAGGGUUGUCCAGAAAACAUAUAAUCGAAGGACUAAGGGCAUCGCUAGACAGACUGCAGCUAGAGUAUGUGGAUGUCGUUUUCGCAAACAGACCGGACCCCAACACACCUAUGGAAGGAGACCCAUUUCACACCUCAAAGUCCAAGACAUUCAUCAUAGAAGAGACGGUGCGGGCAAUGACCCAUGUGAUCAACCAGGGGAUGGCCAUGUACUGGGGAACAUCGCGCUGGAGCUCCAUGGAGAUCAUGGAGGCAUACUCAGUGGCCAGGCAGUUCAACCUGAUCCCCCCUAUAUGUGAGCAGGCUGAGUACCACAUGUUCCAGAGGGAGAAGGUGGAGGUGCAGCUCCCCGAGCUCUUCCACAAAAUAGGUGUGGGUGCCAUGACAUGGUCUCCGCUGGCGUGCGGGAUCAUCUCAGGGAAGUACGACAGUGGGGUACCCCCGUGCUCACGGGCCUCACUAAAGGGCUACCAGUGGAUGAAGGACAAGAUCCUGAGUGAGGAGGGGCGCCGUCAGCAGGCGAAGCUGAAAGAGCUGCAGGCCAUUGCCGAGCGACUGGGCUGCACCCUGCCCCAGCUCGCCAUCGCAUGGUGCCUGAGGAAUGAAGGGGUGAGCUCUGUGCUACUGGGGGCCUCCAGCACAGACCAACUGAUGGAGAAUCUAGCAGCAAUACAGGUUCUUCCAAAGUUGUCGUCCUCCAUCGUGCAUGAGAUGGAUAGUAUCCUAGGCAACAAGCCCUACAGUAAAAAGGACUACAGAUCCUAGAGGCUGCCUGUGGAACAUUGUUGGGCACUCAGCAUCUUCCUACUUCCUCGUUUGCGACCAGCUUCAGUUGAACAAGACACCAGGCACCAUGGGAAAUAUAUAGCCAUUAAACCACUUGGGAAAGUCAAUCAGAGUAUCUAAAAAUAUAUAUAUUUCUCCCAACCCAAAGAUUUUAGAGGAAACUUGGAGACGUGUCCCGUCCAAGGAACUGUAUUCACCAUUUCAGUGAUUUCAGUGAAACACUUGCUUCAGCAUGAAAAAAAAACAUUUAUUUCGGGUCAAAGGGAAAAACACAAAAAGUCACGCACAUGUUUGCCUUGCAUUAAUUUCCUGCUUGGCCAUCUUAUUAUUAUUUAGAAAAGUAGAUGGACCCAGAGCAAGUCCUUAAAUGCACUUCAUUCAUAAAUUAUUUAUUCUAUAACAGAUUCUUGAUUUAAAAGGAUCAGAAUCCAGAACCCUUUUGAAAAGGUUUUUGUCUUGUAUAGGUCCCAUAAAAUGAAUUGAUCCAGCACUCCAUUAAAGAUGCACUGUGCAGAAAUCACUCCGCCAUUUCCUGGUUGCUAAAAUUCUAAUAGUUCGCUUAAUUUCACUUUAUAUGACAAAACA
Coregonus clupeaformis (lake whitefish) is the source of this 2353-nucleotide messenger RNA. RefSeq names its product voltage-gated potassium channel subunit beta-2. NCBI's taxonomy places the organism in Eukaryota, Metazoa, Chordata, Actinopteri, Salmoniformes, Salmonidae. Gene Ontology annotation, biological process: regulation of potassium ion transmembrane transport; transmembrane transport; potassium ion transport. The transcript has 15 exons. Gene Ontology annotation, molecular function: potassium channel regulator activity; voltage-gated potassium channel activity; transmembrane transporter binding. Gene Ontology annotation, cellular component: membrane; voltage-gated potassium channel complex; extrinsic component of cytoplasmic side of plasma membrane. The record is from RefSeq and is a predicted model, not a curated record. Bases 503 to 1747 code for a protein of 414 amino acids.